GUUACAGGUUUUACUGAUGCUGAAGGACAUUUUUUUGUUAGUUUAAAAAAUAAAAACACCAAAUUAUUGCCUAAUAUAACUUUAGGAUAUAAAGUUAGUCAAAAAGAAGAUUCGGGUGGUGUACUCUAUGAUUUACAACGAUUUUUUAAAUGUGGUAGAGUAGUAAAAGAGCGUGAAGGAUAUUUGAAAUAUGAAGUAACUAAAUUUGAUGAUAUUAUUUGUAAAAUUAUUCCACAUUUUAAAUUAUUUCCUCUUGUAACUUCUAAGUUUUUAAAUUUUGUAGAUUUAGAAAAAGUAGCUGAAAUCUUAGUUAAUAACAAAAAAAUAACUUUAAAAGAAUCAGACUAUAUUUUUAAUAUAAUUUCAAAUAUGAAUAAAGGAAGAACAUUUGAAGAUAAAUUUCAUUUUACAAAUAGUUUAAAUAUAUCUUUAAAACCUGAAUGA
Dacryopinax primogenitus is the source of this 444-nucleotide messenger RNA. Its product is annotated as homing endonuclease. The transcript has a single exon. NCBI's taxonomy places the organism in Eukaryota, Fungi, Basidiomycota, Dacrymycetes, Dacrymycetales, Dacrymycetaceae. The annotation marks the transcript as partial. Gene Ontology annotation, molecular function: endonuclease activity. The record is from RefSeq and is a predicted model, not a curated record.